This is a messenger RNA of Leptosomus discolor (cuckoo roller), 1739 nucleotides long. NCBI's taxonomy places the organism in Eukaryota, Metazoa, Chordata, Aves, Leptosomiformes, Leptosomidae. The record is from RefSeq and is a predicted model, not a curated record.
AACCAUCUAAAGGACCACCCAUAUGGAGGAUCAUUGAUGCACGUCACUCACCAGCUUCCUGGACUGUGCAUCUGAUGUGGAAGGCAUUGGAGCCAUUUGAAGCCAAUGGAGUAAUCCUGCAGUAUGAAGUGACUGUCAGAGCUAAAUCAUCUCUCACUAGUCCACCAGAGAAAUACAAUGUUAGUACUACCAACCUUACAUUAAAGCUGCCAAAUGGAACUUACGAAGUGACUGUGAUUGCCCGUAACAGAGUUGGGGCAUCCCCUCCAUCGGUUUUACUUAUCCCAGCGAGUAAUUCAAAAGCUCCUGUGAAGAAUGUUAGAACACUACCUAAAGAUGGCAAGUUGUGGGUAGGGUGGACUGCUCCUAGCAGUUAUGUUCUUAAAUAUGUGAUUGAAUGGUGUCUGGUGUCCAACAGCUCAGACUGCAUCAUAGAAUGGCAGAAUGAACCAGGAAAUGUUCAAGGAACAUACUUAAAAGGUGAUAUAAAGCCAUUCAAGUGUUACUUGAUAACUGUAUACCCUCUGUAUGCUGAUGGUCAGGGAAGUCCUUCAAAAGGACCGACCAUUCAAACAAAAAAAGUAGGAAAAGCUGAAGCGGUUUUAACAUGGAACCAUCUCACAGUGGAUGAGCAAAAUGGAUUUAUCAGAAGUUACACCAUACUUUACAAAACGAUCGAUGGAAAUGAAACAGCUGUGACAGUGGACCCUUCCAAGACGGAGUAUACCCUUUCUUCUCUAACCAGUGACACACUGUAUACUGUGCGAAUGAUGGCUUACACAGAUGAAGGAGGCAGGAGUGGUCCUGAUUUUACAUUUACUACACAAAAAUUUGGGAAAGGAGAAAUUGAAGCCAUAGUUGUACCUGUUUGUCUAGCGUUCCUGUUGAUUGUGCUCCUUGGAGUUUUGUUUUGCUUCAACAAACGUGACCUAAUUAAAAAACAUAUCUGGCCUAUUGUCCCUGAUCCAUCCAAGAGUAACAUUGCCCAAUGGUCGCCUCAAGUUCCAGCUAAGCAUAACUUUAGUUCCAAAGAUCAGAUGUACCCAGAAGGCAGCUUUACAGAUGUAAGCGUCGUAGAAAUAGAAGCUGAUGACAAGAAGUCUUUUUCAGAACAAGAUCUAAAACCCUUUGACUUGCUUAAAAAAGAAAAAAGUACUUCAGAAGGGCACAGCAGUGGUAUCGGAGGAUCUUCGUGCAUGUCUUCUCCUAGGCAAAGUGUCUCUGACAGUGACGAAGGUGAAACUACACAAAACACUUCAAGCACUGUACAGUAUUCAACUGUGGUACUUAAUGGCUACAGAGACCAAACACCUGUACAAGUCUUUUCAAGGUCUGAGUCGACUCAGCCACUGCUAGAUUCGGAAGAGAGAUCAGAGGAUCACAGUGGAGGAGGUGACAGUACAGCACAGAGGCAGCAGUAUUUCAAACAAAAUGGUGGUCAGGAUGAAACCAACACAGACAGGCCAUGCUUUGAAAGAACAAAGCAAAUUAUUCCUGCUAAUGAGGGGGAUCUUGUUGGAUUUGCACAACUGCAGAUCUCAGGUCAGAGUUCAGAGCCAUUGGGCCUUGGGCUGGAAAAAAAUACCCAGGAAGCUGCUGUAUCAGAUGUUUUACAGACAAGUACUGAAGGACAAACUGUGAGACCUGAAACCGUGGGAGGAAAUCCACUGUCAAUUGAUGAAAUGCCGAAAAGUUACCUCCCACAGACUGUGAGACAAGGGGGCUAUAUGCCUCAGUGA